Molecule: messenger RNA, 1302 nt
Organism: Asparagus officinalis (garden asparagus)
Lineage: Eukaryota; Viridiplantae; Streptophyta; Magnoliopsida; Asparagales; Asparagaceae
Product: galactolipase DONGLE, chloroplastic-like
Exons: 1
Coding region: 1-1302 (433 amino acids)
Biological process (GO): lipid metabolic process
Cellular component (GO): chloroplast
Molecular function (GO): glycerophospholipid phospholipase A1 activity
Source: RefSeq, a predicted model, not a curated record
AUGGCUUCAAGAAUCACAACCCCGAAUCCGUCUCCAAUCAAUAACCGAUCACCGCAUUCUCGUCUCUCUCACCCUCCGGCCGCCGCCACAGCCUUGAUUUGCCCGGGGACUGCGGUCUCCACCAAAAAACCCCUCGUCGCGACUCCAACCGUCGCUUCGAAGCCCGUCCUCGCGAAAAAAUGGAGGGAUAUCCAGGGUGCUGACGACUGGGAAGAUCUUGUCGCGCCCUUAAACCCACUCCUCCGUCAAGAAAUCGUCCGCUAUGGCGAGUUCGUCAUCGCCUCCUAUGAGGCCUUUGACCUCGACCCAAGCUCGAAAAGAUACCUGAAUCGCAAGUACGGGAAAUCCACCAUGUUUCAAGAAACCGGAAUGGCAGACUGUGGAUACCGAAUCACGAAAUACGUCUACGCGACACCGGACAUCGACAUCCCAUCACAAUUGGGAACUUGUCGGAGUCAUUGGAUCGGGUACGUCGCCGUGUCAGACGACGACGAGGUUAAGAAACUCGGGAGGAGAGACAUCGUAGUAUCUUUCCGUGGUACGGUGACCCACACUGAGUGGAUUGCCAACUUCAUGAGCUCCCUAACGCCGGCCAGGCUCGACCCAAACGAGUCGAGACCCAACCUGAAGGUCGAGUCGGGGUUCUUGAGUCUCUACACAUCAGAUGACAGUAACUGUAAGUUCAGUCAUGGGAGUUGCAGAGAGCAAUUGCUCUCUGAAAUAUCAAGAUUGUUAAAUAAGUAUAAAGAUGAGGAGAUUAGUAUUACAUUGGCUGGUCAUAGUAUGGGGAGUUCUUUAGCUCUGUUGCUUGGUUAUGACCUAGCUGAGCUUGGACUGAACCGGGUCGGGUUGAAUCGAACAAUACCCGUCACCGUUUAUUCGUACGGUGGGCCUAGGGUUGGGAAUCUAGGGUUUAAGGAGAGGUGUGAGGAGCUUGGAGUUAAGGUUUUGAGAGUGGUGAAUGUUAAUGACCCUGUGACAAAACUGCCAGGGGUUUUCUUAAAUGAGAAGUUUAGGGUUUUGGCUGAGAGGUUUGAGCUCCCAUGGAGUUGUGCAUGUUAUGCACAUGUUGGGGUUGAGCUUGCAUUGGAUUUCUUCAAGAUGAAGAACCCCGCGUGUGUCCAUGACAUUGGGACUUAUGUUGGGUUGUUGAAGUGUCCUAAAAUGAAGAAAGUGAAGAAGGAUGGGGUUAAUUUGAUUAAUAAGGCAAGGGAAUUUGUGGGGCAGCAAAAUUUUGGUGCUUGGCCAUGGCAAGAUGCUGCGAUACAAGUUGGUAACUUGGUACAAACCCUAAGAAUUUGA